Molecule: messenger RNA, 363 nt
Organism: Plectropomus leopardus (leopard coralgrouper)
Lineage: Eukaryota; Metazoa; Chordata; Actinopteri; Perciformes; Serranidae
Source: RefSeq, a predicted model, not a curated record
UGGUCCGUCCUCUGGUCUCUGAGGACUCUAAACGUGUCUUCAUGUCUCGUGUUUCGCUCCACAGGAGACUACGAGAAAGGCGUGGACCACCUGACCAACGCCAUCGCGGUGUGCGGUCAGCCUCAGCAGCUGCUGCAGGUGCUGCAGCAGACUCUGCCUCCGCCCGUCUUCCAGAUGCUGCUCACCAAACUGCCGAGCAUCAGCCAGGUUCGCCAGACGCUUCGAUUUAUUCUCGCACAGAUCUGCAGCUGCACGAACACGGAGCCGAAAACAGUUUACGGUCACAGAAUCGAUAAAACGGGACGAGCGGAAAGUAAAAAAAAUAAAGGAAAAAUACAGGAGAGAAACUGCUAAUAAAACCAA